AAACAAGCAGGAGUCGAAAAGCAACCCCGUUAGAAAGGCAGACGCCAGACAGACAGACGAGGCCACAACCUUCUGCUGCCGCCUAAAGGAUCCUGAAGGAGGUUAUUACAUAUCCUUCCUUCACCUCCUGCGCCUGUAGCUUAAGAGGAAGAGAGACACAGUAGCAGCAGGACCUGGAGUGAGUGUGGCCCCAGCAGGAGGAUGUAGGCACGGGAGGUCUUAGUAGAGAGAGAGACAAACAGACCCACACGCCCGUCCGUCCUGUGUGUGUGUGUACAGUCAGUGUGUGUACGCCUCCAUGUCCUGCCUUGAUUGUCCGUGUGUGUGUUCCCGCCCUGAUGUGCGCGUGGAUGUCCGUCUCGGUCACUCUGAGAUGGUCUACCAGCCCCUCAGUCGCAUCAAGUCGGAGAGCUUCGCCCUUGAGCUGCGUUCCCCCAGCAUGGUGUCCUUCGAGUCCAGCAGCGACAGUUAUGAGGUGUGGAGUCCCCUGGGGUCCGUGUGUGGGGGCCGCGGCACUGUCUGGCUGGCGCGGCACAAGCCCACCAACGCGCAGGUCGCCCUCAAGAUAUACGAGCUGGACAAGUGUGAGGAUGAGUUUGAGCUGAUACAGCACGAGAUCCGCACGGUAAGACAGCUGAGGCACCGCAAUGUUAUCCACUACCUCGCCUCGUUCACGGUGACGCAGCAGCUGUGGGUGGUGAUGCCCCUGCUUGGCUACACCUCCGCCUCGCGCCUGGUGGCCACGCACUUCACCGACGGCCUGCCCGAGCCUGCCCUGGCGCUGGUGAUGAAGGAGGUGCUGCUUGGACUCUCGUAUCUUCACUGUAAAAGAAUUAUUCAUAGGGCCGUGCGGGGGAGCCACAUCCUCAUCGACAACAACGGGCGCGUGGUGCUGAGCGGUCUGCGGCACAGCACCCCCAUCAGCGACACCACCCGCUACAAGAAGACCGUCCAUUGCUACCCCCUGCAGGCGCGAUUCAACCUCAACUGGACCAGCCCCGAACUACUGGCGCAGGACCUACACGGGUAUAGCGAGAACAGCGACGUGUACAGUGUUGGCAUCACUGUGUGCGAGCUGGGCAAUGGUGAGGUGCCUUACCGUGACAUUCCCUCCACACUCAUGCUGCUGGAGAAACUGGAGGACCGCGUGCCAUACCUCUUCGAUGCCUCAAACUGUGCGCAGCUGGCGGAGAAUGGCCAGGGCAUGACCACAGACUCAGGUGUCGGGGGCAGCGUCGGCGGCAACCUGACGAGCCUGGCUAUCACGCAGCGGCUCUUCACCCAGGCGGCGCACGACUUCGUCUCCCGCUCCCUGGCGCGCUACCCGGAGGAGCGACCCUCGGCGGAUGACCUGCUCAACCACCCCUUCAUCCGCCAGACCAGGAAGUUCAACCACACGCUCCCACAGUACCUACAUCCGGUGGUCCCCCUCAACCAGCAGACUGAGAUUGGUGAGGCCAUACCUGACCUGCUGGAAAGGACCCUGGAGGAGACGACCCUAAACGACGAGGUGGCAUGGGACUUCUAACACACAAACACACAAACACAUAAGCAACCGGAACAAGGAGAACAGAAGUGAUGCCUGGCGGAGCUCAAACUAUCCACUGUUUACUAUGGCUGUGGCUGUGUGUGGGGUGGGUGUGGGUGAGGCUGUGUACCCCUCUCCCUCCCUUCCUCCAUCCCUUACCCAUCCUCUCCUGCCUCCUGACCCCUUCUAGUAAGUCUCGGUCCAAGUCUGGUAGUUGGUGACGGAGGUAGUUAGUUGGGCGUUAGCGUUGCCGGGCGGUAGAAGUUGUUGGGUUAUUGCGAUUGUUUCCGUAAGAUAGAUUUUGUUUUUGUUGUGUGUUGGAAAGGCUGUGAUGGGAUGGCUGAUGAUGGAGGGGGAGAGAGAGAAGGGAGGGAAAAGGAGUAAAGGAAGGAAGGGAUGGAGAGGACUAGGUAGGCAGAGAAAAGAGAAGAAAUUGGAGAAAAGAGAAAGGAGAGAGCCCAAGAAUUUUCGAGAUAUGAAGUGGAACAAGGGGAGAAAAGAGGGAAGGAAGAGAAGUAGAUAGAGAUAGAGAUAGAGACAGAGACAGAGGAGGGAAUAGGAGUGAAGGAAGGGAGGAAGAAAGAAAGAGAAGAAAUAUGGAAGAAAAAGAAACUAGAGAGCCCAAGAGUUUUCGAGAUAUGAAGUGAAACAGGGGGAGAAAAGAGGGAAGGAAGGAAGGAAGGAAGAGAAGUAGGUAGAGACAGAGACAGAGAGAGGAGGGAACAGGAGUGAAGGAAGGGAGGAAGAGAAAAGAGAAGAAAUAUGGAGAAAAAAGAAAGGAGAGAGCCCAAGAGUUUUCGGGAUAUGAAGUGAAACAGGGUGAGAAAAGAGGGAAGGAAGAGAAAUAGGUACAGAUGAUGCUAUGGAGGGAAAAAAAAGGAAGUAAAGAACAUGAUAAUUUCUGAGCAAUAAAGUGGAACAGGAAUUACAAGGAAUGAAGGAUAAAAAAAGGAAGAUAGGAAGGAAGAUAAAAAGAGCGAAGAAGGGAAGGACAAAAGAGAAAGAUAGAAGAGAAGAAAGGAUAAGGAUAAAAGGAAGAAUAAAAUAGAAGAGUGGAACAGGAAUAGCAAGGAAUGAAUGAUAAAAGAAGGAAGAUAGAAGAGCGAAGAAGGGAAGAAAGGACAAAAGAGAAAGAUAGAAGAGAAGAAAGAAUAAAAAAGAAGAAAAAGGAAAGGAAGAAAACUGAACAGGGAUGAGGAUUGCCUAGUCAUGUCACAAAGUAGGUCAUGUCAGGUCACCCACACAAACACGGAGGUCAAAAAAAUCAUUCCUGGAGGGUGUUCUCAGGGGGGGGUCAGGGGCCAUGCACGGAGGGUCAGGUCAGGUCAGGUCAGGGUCUCACUACAGAAUGAAGUCGCUGGAGAGGAAAAGGGUGACAAAAAUGAUAUGCUAAUGAUUAAGUAAGAUUUCUUGUGUACAAACUUGUAAGUGAUGAAGAAUAUAUUGUAAAUGAAGAUGA
Molecule: messenger RNA, 2987 nt
Organism: Eriocheir sinensis (Chinese mitten crab)
Lineage: Eukaryota; Metazoa; Arthropoda; Malacostraca; Decapoda; Varunidae
Gene: Stlk
Product: STE20-related kinase adapter protein alpha-like
Exons: 9
Coding region: 299-1528 (409 amino acids)
Biological process (GO): protein phosphorylation
Molecular function (GO): protein serine/threonine kinase activator activity; protein kinase activity; ATP binding
Source: RefSeq, a predicted model, not a curated record